CCUGCAGUCCAACCCUGUUUCUAUGACAACAUACUAGUUGUAAACUGGAAUUCAAUCUUCAAUCUUUCACUGGUCAUCAUCAUCAGCUUCUCUUGUAGUCCGAUAGCUCGCUGCCUAAAUAGGUAUUAGUAAACACCUACAAUUUCGCUCUUCCUUAGAUAGAGAAAAACAACUAUAGAAAUGAAUACUGAUACAGAUCGUCGACCUACAAAGUAUGGUAUCAAAACCGGCUAUAAUGCUGAUGAUGGCGUUAACGGGACAUCAAGCGGCCCUGCAUCACAAAUUCCCGGACUGUCUCAAGAUGCUAACAACGGUCCUGAGGAGAGGAGCCGCGGGCGCCGUGUAGGAGUUAUGGACACAGACUCUGUUUAUGUAAAACUGGCAAAACAAGGAGGACAGAAGGGCCUGCUUUGGCACGAGGAGACCAACUUGGAAUCCAAACCUAACCCAGCAUACCAGGCCCCUGACUGGUUUGCUGAAGGUUCACAAAAUCAAGAGGCUGUAAGUCUACACAAUGCCCUGUCUUCUUUUAGCCCAACUGAAAACGAGAAAACUGUACGUACACCAGAUGCCCCCUUUGGAAGUGACAACAAGUCGACUUGGGAGCGCGAGGCAGACAGAGAGAAGAAAUGUGGAGACCCUGCUAGCAGCCAGAUGGAGAAGCUGGCCUUGACCGAAGAGGAGCGACACGAUGCAAGCAAGUUCAAGAAAACGGCUCAAAAUAAGAAACCAGAAGCUGUCAGCAUGUCCAAGCUGCUGAGCUUUGGCUACGUUGAGAAUGAGCCCUCAGGCGUCUCAGCCUCUGAUGUUUCCCAGGACUAGAGCAGAGCUGUGUCGGACGUUCUUCCCCCCCAGAGUUCUCCCCCAUGAUCCUAGCUGUUACCUGCCCACAUACACCUCACCGUUCUGUUCUAGAAACUAAAAGUUAGCUUCAAGUUAAAGUAGCUGCACCACUCGUCAAGUUAGCCGUUCCAAGACAUGUAUACAAGUGGGAAAUGAGAUAAUGCGUUUAGUUUGAGUUGUUAGAUCAGCUCUUUGCUGUGCCUGUCAUCGUUGCCUCUGCACUGUGACUGUAUGACGACAAAGUCCUUGCUAAACUAAGUUAUGCCAAGAUUGUUUGGAAGGGUGACUUUUGUAAAAGGAGCAUGGCUUACAGUGCCUCCUCUAAAAUGAGCUGUUCCGUGUUUGGACAUGUUGUCUUUGUGCUCCUCAUGGUAAAAUAAAAAUGAAGUGAUUCCUUC
Osmerus eperlanus (European smelt) is the source of this 1241-nucleotide messenger RNA. RefSeq lists its product as uncharacterized. NCBI's taxonomy places the organism in Eukaryota, Metazoa, Chordata, Actinopteri, Osmeriformes, Osmeridae. Bases 181 to 822 code for a protein of 213 amino acids. The transcript is spliced from 8 exons. The record is from RefSeq and is a predicted model, not a curated record.